UCGGAAAUGACAUCAGUUUAGCUAUGGUGUCGCUCUGAUGCCUAACAGAAACGAGGCACAUUGGUACCUGACGUGGAAAUUCGGACAAUUUAGGGAACUUAAAGACUAGAGGCUGCUAUGGCUGCGCCAGUCUUGCAACAACCCAGUUUUUUACUGGCAAACCUGAAAGUUGACUCAACAACCAAGCCUCUCCUUCAGCGUUGCCAAGAGUUGGUCAAAGUGAUUGAUGAGUACCCUGCAAAGGAAUUGCACCUGAUAUUCCCAUGGCUGGUGGAGACCGUGUUUGGCAGUCUAGACGGCGUCAUCGUAGGCUGGAACCUGCGAUUCCUGCAAGCACGCAGCAAUGAAUACAACAUUGCAAUGGACUUCCUAGAUCCCAGCGGGCCAAUGAUGAAACUAGUAUACAAACUCCAAGCAGAAGACUACAAGUAUGAAAUACCUGUCAGCUAUCUACCGGGUCCUGUAAGGGCAUCCAUACAUGAAGGUGUCCUCCCGGAUUGCCCGCUUUUCCACAACAAGCUGCAGUUCCCCCUGUCUGGCCUGCUCUCUCUCAGCCUGGCUCUCAAUCCUUUUGAAUUUUACAUGUUCAACUUGGCCUCAAGUCUUAUAACACCAAAGAACUACCCUCCAGGCCAACAUGUGAGCGCUUCAGACAACGCCUACUUCGUGCUGGUGGACUCUUACCUCAAAUACUUCCUCCCCACUGAGGGCAACGUGCCACCCUCUCCUUUCUCAGACUCCAGGGGCUCUGUAUCGGCACCUGCACCCAGGUCUCCUUCUGUGCCUUUCGCGGGGUACGGCAUCCACAGCACCAGCCUCCUCAAACGCCAUAUAUCCCAUCAACCCUCCGUCAACGCUGACCCCGCUGCCCAGGAGAUCUGGAGGUCAGAGACCCUAUUACAGGUGUUUGUAGAGAUCUGGCUGCAUCAUUACUCCCUGGAGAUGUACCAGAAGCUCCAGUCCCCCCAGGUUAAGCUGGCGCUGCUCCAGUAUCGCCUCAGUAUGUCCAGCAUGCCGUGCCAACCCCUCGCCCCUCCAGGCUCUGGGACCCUCCACACCUACCAAGAGCCCUUCAGUCCCACAGAGGAGCACGUGCUGGUGGUGCGUCUCUUGGUCAAGCACCUGCACGCCUUCUCCAGCAGCCUGAAGCCCGAGCAGGUGUCCUCCUCCCCCUCGGCCCACUCUCACGCCAGUCCCCUGGAGGAGUUCAAGAGGGUGGUCGUUCAACGUUUCGUCCAGCAGAAGCUCUACGUGUUUCUGCAGCACUGCUUCGGCCACUGGCCUCUGGACGCCUCCUUUAGAGCGGUGUUGGAGACGUGGCUUAGCUACAUCCAACCGUGGAGGUAUACGGGAGAGAAGACCAAUCCACUGACUGACCAAAACAGAGGCGUUCCUGACAAAUGGGCCUCGUUUGUGCAAGAGAACCUACUCAUGUACACAAAGCUCUUCCAGGGCUUCCUCAACAGAGUCAUCCGCACAGACUUGGUCAACGUGAAAAAUGCUCUGAUGGUCUUCAGGGUGGCCAAAGUGUUUGCACAGCCAAACCUAGCAGAGAUCAUCCAGAAAGGAGAGCAGUUGUUCCUGGAGCCAGAGCACGUGCUCCACCAUCGGCAGCAUCGUGUCUUCCUCACGCCAGGCCACGGCGGCAGCUUCCUGUCCGCGCGGCAGCCGGCCGGGACGGACGCCGUGUUCCGGGUGAAGAGCCACGUAUACGGCCUGGAGGGCCAGGAGUGCCAGUACAAACAGAUGUUUGGCACUGAGCUCAGGGGAGCUGUUCUGAAGCUGAUCCAGAUCAUCGCCCAGGCCAGGCAGACCGCCAAGCGGAUAUCGGAUCACUCCGCCGAGGUGGCGUCCAACAACUCGUUCAUGUCGUGGUUUGGGAUGGGCUCCUCCGACCUCAACAACACCUUCUCAGGAUCGGAGGGGGGGGACGAGACUGGCGAGUGUUUCAAGAAGACUCACGAGUUCUUGGACAGGGCGCUGGAGAACCUCUGUCAGAUCUUCAGGUUAAACCCUGGACAGCUGUCUCAGCUAAUGGCUAACCUUGGAUCAGGGCAGGACGACAUCAACUCCAGACAGCUGCCAGACUGCAUCCAGGGAGAGAACGGACUCAUCCUUACCGACCUGGGCCGCAUGCAGAUCAUCAAUGGACUGCGUCGAUUUGAGAUCGAGUACCAGGGAGACCCAGAGCUUCAGCCCAUCCGAAGCUACGAGAACGCUGUGCUGGUGCGAUUGCUCUUCAGGAUCUCCUCGCUGGUGAAUGACAGGUUUGGGGAUCGCAUGGAAGCUCUGUGCUCGCGCCCGGACUUCCUGGGUCGGCUAGGACGCCACUACCUGGCCGGCCCUGUCGCCGGAGCAAGCGGGAAGAGGAGAAGCCCAGUGACACGGCGUACUUUGGAGAGGAACCCCCAGCCGCGGUUAAGCGUCCGCACACUGGCCAGCUACAGAACCCUGCUGCUGCUAGUACUACUGUACGUGUUAGGGGCACUGCUCUCUGUGGGGCCCGUGUCCUGCACCUUGCUCAUCCUCACUGGGGGGUUUCUCUAUGGAGUCCUCAUGACCCUCUUGGGAGGUAAACUGAAAUCCCAAUAGCAGGUCACUCACUGAACUGGCAGCUUUGUUCUUCUUUUUUUUUUUGCCUCUGUGCUUUGCAGGUUUUUUUGCGAAAUAUCUUUGCCAUUUUAUCCUUGUAAAUACUAUUAAACUUUCGGAUGUAAAAAAAGGAA
This is a messenger RNA of Hypomesus transpacificus, 2726 nucleotides long. RefSeq names its product sphingomyelin phosphodiesterase 4 (gene smpd4). NCBI's taxonomy places the organism in Eukaryota, Metazoa, Chordata, Actinopteri, Osmeriformes, Osmeridae. Gene Ontology annotation, molecular function: sphingomyelin phosphodiesterase D activity. The record is from RefSeq and is a predicted model, not a curated record. The transcript is spliced from 20 exons. Bases 118 to 2592 code for a protein of 824 amino acids. Gene Ontology annotation, biological process: sphingomyelin catabolic process; ceramide biosynthetic process; glycerophospholipid catabolic process.